AUGGAGCGGAGGCCGUUCGUGGUGGCGACCUUGAUCAAGUGGUUCGAUGCUCAGGGGUUCGACGAGGAGGAGGUCGCGUCAUGCUCGGUCCCAUGCCUGUUCUUGAAGCUGCCUGAGUACUCCAACGAAAAAUGCGUGGAGGAGGCGGACAUGCUGCUGGCGACGACGAACUUCCAACCUCCCCCGUCCUUCGCCAAGUUCGCCCCCGUGAGUUUCUCUUCUGCCAGCGCGCAAGGGCUGACCGGGCUGCUGCCCAGCUGGCAAAUCUGGGGAUACUUCUCUCUAGAGUCAGCGGUGAACUACCCGGAGAUGGAGAGGGAGGAGUACAUGAAGCAGUUCGAGGUGGAGCUCUCGACCAGGAUGUUCUCCGAUGUCCCGAUGACGUUCGCGCCGAGAGACAGCGACGUCAUCCGCCGUCCGACCGCAGAGAAGAAGUUUGGGUUUGCCCUGUACCUGCAGAGCAACUGUGUGAGCUGGAGGGACGACAUUGUCAGGGAGCUGAUGGAGCAUGUCCCAGUCGACAGCCUGGGCAGGUGCCUGAACAAUGGCGACAUCCCGGAGAGGAUGACGACGGUGGAGCUUAUCUCCCGUUACAAGUUCUUCAUCGCCUUCGAGAACUCCAUCCACCAUGACUUCGUCACUGAGAGGAUCUUCAACGCGUGGAUAGCAGGAGCGAUCCCCAUCUACAAGGGAGCUCCAAACGUUGACGACUUCGCUCCUUCCCCUCGCUCCUUCCUCCUUCUCGACGAUUUCGAUUCAGUUCCUGCUCUUGCUGCCUACCUCCGGUAA
Molecule: messenger RNA, 789 nt
Organism: Guillardia theta CCMP2712
Lineage: Eukaryota; Cryptophyceae; Pyrenomonadales; Geminigeraceae
Exons: 9
Coding region: 1-789 (262 amino acids)
Cellular component (GO): membrane
Molecular function (GO): alpha-(1->3)-fucosyltransferase activity
Source: RefSeq, a predicted model, not a curated record